AUGAACUCCGUCACAACAGCCCAGAUGGCAAUUUAUGCCGUCUUGAUCAUCCCAGUGUUUUACUUGUUGCUAAAACAUGGCAAAGUUGGCGUUUUGGGGUGGUUGUACUUCACUGCAUUCUGUAUGCUACGAAUUCUCGGAGGUGCCCUCGGGCUGAGCGGAAGCAAGACUGCCACCAUCAUCGCCAAUAUUGGCCUGUCACCACUGCUGCUGGCCGCCUCUGGCAUUCUGCACGAGUCAAACUCUUUGCGAAAAGUGGGCGAUGCGAAACUCGAGUGGACUGUCGUACUGGCCUUUCACAUCCUCAUUGCCGGUGCGACAGCCAUCCUCGCAGUCGGCGCCUCUGCCUUGCAAAGCUCAUCGCCGCUGCCAUCCGACCUGACAAAGGUCAAGGUUGGUAUCACGCUUUUGGCCAUCGGCUGGAUCGUCCUCGUGGGGUGGGCUGCACAGUCAUGGUUCCGACAGAGUACUAUGGAAGACCCAAAGUCCCGCGCCGGGCGCAAGCUUCUCAAAGGUGUUGCCCUGGCCUCGAUAUUUAUUGGUGUCCGCGUGUGGUAUACGCUGGCUGCUUUCGUCUCCCAGAAGAAGUCUCUGAGCCCGGCCACGGGCACCAUUGCCGUCCGCGUGGUGCUCAUUCUCCUGCCGGAGCUAGCUGCGUCUCUCAUUCUCCUCGCCUACGGAUGGACUACCCGGGAUGCUACCAGAGGCAAGGUAAUCGACGGAGAAGCUGCAGGCAUGCGUCUCAGUACCAAGCAGAGCAGUGCCUAG
Messenger RNA from Cordyceps fumosorosea ARSEF 2679, 768 nucleotides. RefSeq names its product C6 zinc finger domain protein. The coding region runs from base 1 to 768 and encodes 255 amino acids. The transcript has 3 exons. Lineage: Eukaryota; Fungi; Ascomycota; Sordariomycetes; Hypocreales; Cordycipitaceae. The record is from RefSeq and is a predicted model, not a curated record.